AAAAGAGAAGGGAGUAGAAAUAAGUAGGUGAGACAUCAAUCACGCCAAAAUGAAAUACCCAACAGAUGGCUUCCCUAAAUUUCUAAGCAGGUUCAUCCUGCGUGGCUGCAUUACUUACGCCGCUCUUCAUUCUUAUUUCCUCCUUUAUAUUGCAGUCAAUCAGGCCCGAAGCCAACGUCGGUCAUUCAUAAUUGUGCAGAGUAAGAGCAGUUUUUGGCAGCUAUAAGCUUCUGGGUCUGAAGCUUAUAAUUUUGUUGAUAGGGUGGUUAGUGACUAUCUAUUUGAUAAAGAAAUUAGGUUUAAAAUGACAGAUUCUGUUGGUGAUAACCAUGCUGUACUGGAAAUUGAGCAAGGAAACAGUAGGGCUCAGGGGAUGGUAGGGGGGCUGAGUCCACUUAGUGAGACUCUGUGGAAGGAGAAAACUGAUACAAAGGGUAUAGAUGUUUCAGCCAGGCUAACAUGGCAAGAUUUGAGUGUAACAGUGUCUAUUGGCAGUGGUGAAACUCAAACUGUUCUUCAGGGUUUGACUGGAUAUGCAGAGCCUUGCACCCUAAUGGCUCUCAUGGGCCCCUCUGGGUCUGGGAAAUCUACUCUUUUGGAUGCCCUUGCAGGUAGAUUGGCAGCUAAUGCAUUUCAGUCUGGAUCUAUCAAGCUGAAUGGCCGAAAGCAAAAGCUCUCCUUCGGAACUGCAGCAUAUGUAACUCAAGAUGAUACGCUGAUUGGGACCUUGACUGUACGAGAAUCCAUAGCUUACUCUGCUCGCUUAAGACUCCCUGAUAAAAUGCCCUGGUCAGAGAAAUCUGCACUAGUAGAGUCUACACUUGUAGAAAUGGGUCUUCAAGAAUGUGCUAACACUCCCAUAGGAAACUGGCAUUUGAGGGGAAUAAGUGGCGGAGAAAAGAGAAGAGUGAGCAUUGCCUUGGAAAUUCUCAUGAGGCCAAGGUUGCUGUUUCUGGACGAGCCAACAAGCGGUUUAGACAGUGCAUCAGCUUUUUUUGUCACUCAAACAUUAAGGAGCCUGGCCCGGGAUGGCCGUACUGUCAUAGCUUCUGUACAUCAACCUAGCAGCGAGGUGUUUGAACUCUUUGACAGUCUGUACUUGCUCUCUGGAGGAAAAACUGUAUACUUUGGAAAGGCAUCUCAGGCAUGUGAGUUUUUCGAACAAGCAGGAUUUCCUUGCCCACCUUUCCGGAACCCAUCUGACCACUUUCUGAGAUGCAUAAACUCAGAUUUCGACAAAGUAAAAGCUACGCUCAAAGGAUCAAUGAGACUACGGAUUGAGAGAUCAGAUGACCCUUUGGACAAAAUCACCACAAGUCAAGCCACCCAGACUCUUGUAGAUAAGUACCAGUUCUCUGAGUAUCAUCAGGCAGCACAGGCCAGAGUACAUGAAAUAUCACAAAUUAGAGGAACUGUAUUGGAUUCAGGGGGCAGCCAAGCUAGUUUCUUGAUGCAGUGUUACAUUUUAACACGUAGGUCCUUUGUGAAUAUGAGCAGAGAUGCUGGGUAUUAUUGGCUCAGGCUUGUCAUCUACGUUUUUCUCACAAUUUGUAUAGGAACCAUCUACUUUAAUGUUGGUACAUCCUAUAAUUCCAUUCUGGCCAGAGGAGCUUGUGCUUCCUUCGUUUUUGGCUUUGUUACUUUCAUGUCUAUUGGAGGCUUUCCAUCUUUUGUUGAAGAUAUGAAGGUGUUUCAGCGAGAAAGGCUAAAUGGGCAUUAUGGGGUUGUGGCUUUUGUGGUGGGCAAUACCCUAUCAGGAACGCCUUAUUUGCUUAUGAUUUCAAUAAUGUCAGGGACAGUUUGUUAUUACAUGGUUAGACUACACCCUGGGUUCAGCCACUAUGUCUUUUUUGUGCUGUGCCUAUAUGGAAGUGUUACAGUGGUGGAAAGUCUUAUGAUGGCCAUAGCUAGUGUUGUGCCUAACUUCCUCAUGGGUAUUAUCAUCGGUGCUGGCAUUCAGGGUAUGUUCAUGCUGGUAUCAGGAUAUUUCAGGCUUCCAAAGGAUAUCCCAAAGCCUGUGUGGCGAUAUCCCAUGUCUUACAUCAGUUUCCACUACUGGGCAUUGCAAGGUCAGUACCAGAACGAUUUGUUGGGUUUGGAAUUUGACAACCAAUAUCCCUACUAUCCCAAGAUAUCAGGCGAAUAUGUGGUUUCCACAGUGUUUCAAAUAGACAUAAAGCGAUCAAAAUGGUGGGAUCUCUCAGUUAUAUUGAGCAUGAUUGUCAUCUACCGGAUUAUCUUCUUCAUAAUGAUCAAGAUUAGUGAAGAUGUGACUCCAUGGAUCAGAGGUUACUUUGCAAGGAGGGCUCUCAAAAGAAAAGAAAAUCGAUCAAAAACCACUGUAAAAGCAGCUGCACAAUCUCAGCCUCGUUUAAAUUCGUUGCCCUCAUUGAACAAUUUUCUGUAUCAAAGCAGUGGAAGAUAGAGAGGAAUUGCAAAUUAGAGUAUGGCAUAGAACAUGCAUCGAUGAUUGCUUGCAUGAAUUCUUAUAAUAAGUUGCUUGCAUGUAUGAUAUAAUUUAAGUGCCCCACACGUAUAUAUAUAUUAUAUUAUAUGUAAUAGGUUGGAAGCUUAGAAGUGGCUGAGACGGCACUCAAGAGUCCGCCUGCAUCUGCAUCAUGUAUUAAACAGCCGACUCGAUUUGCAUGGAGUCACGACGAAUAGUUCGAGUUUUUAGCUUCUAUUUUUAAUUCC
Molecule: messenger RNA, 2694 nt
Organism: Cryptomeria japonica (Japanese cedar)
Lineage: Eukaryota; Viridiplantae; Streptophyta; Pinopsida; Cupressales; Cupressaceae
Product: ABC transporter G family member 11
Exons: 12
Coding region: 305-2425 (706 amino acids)
Cellular component (GO): membrane
Molecular function (GO): ATP binding; ABC-type transporter activity; ATP hydrolysis activity
Source: RefSeq, a predicted model, not a curated record